Molecule: messenger RNA, 1358 nt
Organism: Eutrema salsugineum
Lineage: Eukaryota; Viridiplantae; Streptophyta; Magnoliopsida; Brassicales; Brassicaceae
Product: E3 ubiquitin protein ligase RIE1
Exons: 5
Coding region: 133-1191 (352 amino acids)
Source: RefSeq, a predicted model, not a curated record
UCUAGAGAUUACAGAGGAAAACAAAGUAUCCAUCUUUCGCUAUUUUGACCUUCGGUUUCUUACUUUUUUGAGUGGUGGGUACAAGAAACAACAAACCCUAGAUUUAUCUCAAAAUCUCAGACGGAUUCGACCAUGUCUGAAUCUCCUUCCGGUUCACCAACCAUGUCCGACUCAAACACACCGCUUCUCCGCUCUCGACAAAACUCGCCGAGACGCCGACAGCCUGUAAUCGCGGUCCUGUUAGGCCGAGCUUCCGGUCGGCGAGGGGCUUCGAUGGUUGUAAGAGAGACAGCUGCUCAGGAGCUUGAGGAUCGACGAGCCGAUUGGGGAUACUCUAAACCCGUCGUGGCUCUUGAUAUGCUUUGGAACACUGCUUUUGUGGUUGUUGCUAUAGUGAUGCUUUUGGUUUCCAAGGACGAGAAUCCUAACGUGCCGAUUAGGGUUUGGAUCUGUGGGUACGCUCUUCAGUGUCUUGUUCAUGUGGUGCUUGUGUGGUUGGAGUUUAGGAAGAGGAACAACACGAGCCGGCGAGGUGGGGAUUUGGAAGCUGGUGAAGGUUCUGUUCAUGGAAGAAAUAGUCAUGAUAGCGAGGAUGAGGAUGGUGAUGAGAGGAUCCUCAGCACUAAGACUUGCGAAUCGUUUAACACCAUAAUAUCAUUCGUCUGGUGGAUCGUUGGCUUCUACUGGCUUAUAUCUGGUGGUGAUAUCCUUCUUCAAAAUGCAUCGCAUUUGUACUGGUUGACUUUUGUUUUCUUGGCAUUUGAUGUGUUCUUCGCCGUCUUUUGCGUUAUACUGGCAUGUCUUAUCGGAAUCGCACUCUGUUGCUGUCUCCCUUGUAUUAUUGCUCUUCUUUACGCUGUUGCCGGGCAGGAGGGUGCAUCAGAAGCAGAUCUCAGUAUCCUUCCCAAGUACAAGUUCCAAAUGAUGAACAAUGGCGAAAAGCAAAGUGACGGUGGCGGGAAAAUGAUACCAAUCGAGGCAGGCACUGACUACUCGGGAAACGAACGUGUGCUUCUGCCUGAAGAUGCUGAUUGCUGUAUAUGUCUGAGUUCAUAUGAAGAUGGAACAGAGCUGGUGGCACUUCCUUGCAACCACCACUUUCAUUCCACUUGCAUCGUGAAAUGGCUGAAAAUGAACGCCACAUGUCCAUUGUGCAAGUUCAAUAUCCUCAAAGGUAAUGAACAAGAAUGAUGUAGAAAACCUUUCAUCUGUUAAAGUUUUCCUUGGAUCGUGUUGUUUUCUUUCUGUUGUAUAUAUAGAGAGAGUAGAGAAAUAAUUGUGUCUUUUUGUAAGCCGUAAGAUAAAAUGUGACUUUGUUGUCAUUCUCUUUAUUUUAUUAAAUAUAGAUAUUCGUCCAA